This is a messenger RNA of Abrus precatorius (Indian licorice), 1173 nucleotides long. Its product is annotated as sphingolipid delta(4)-desaturase DES1-like. The coding region runs from base 167 to 1141 and encodes 324 amino acids. NCBI's taxonomy places the organism in Eukaryota, Viridiplantae, Streptophyta, Magnoliopsida, Fabales, Fabaceae. Gene Ontology annotation, biological process: ceramide biosynthetic process. Gene Ontology annotation, molecular function: sphingolipid delta-4 desaturase activity. The record is from RefSeq and is a predicted model, not a curated record. Gene Ontology annotation, cellular component: membrane. The transcript is spliced from 2 exons.
ACAAAGUAUGACCAGUGAGAGUGAGGAUGUAAUUAGUUAUAUUCUUAGUCAUUUUCGAUUCACAUUCUUUGUAUAAAUAAAAUAAAUUUUUUGAUGAAUGUGGCGAAGAGUUGUGAGGGAAUCAAAUUAAAAAAAAAAAAAAAGAGUUGUGAGGGAAAUCUAAAAAAUGGGCAGAGGAGAAAAUCAAGAAGGGGUGAUGAUGGCCAGAGAUUUCUUCUGGUCUUACACAGAUGAACCCCAUGCAACACGACGUCGUCAGAUCCUCUCCAAAUACCCUCAAAUCAAACAACUCUUUGGCCCCGACCACUCCGCUUUCUUCAAGAUAAGUGGAGUGGUUUUGCUUCAGCUGGGAACUGCUGCUUUACUCCAUGAUUCAGGUUGGCUGAAGAUAUUGGUAGUAGCAUAUUUUUUUGGUUCAUUUCUGAACCACAAUCUCUUCUUGGCUAUCCAUGAGUUGAGUCACAACCUGGCCUUCUCAACUCCAGUUUACAACCGAUGGCUAGGAAUUUUUGCUAACCUUCCCAUUGGUGUUCCAAUGUCUGUGACUUUUCAAAAGUAUCACCUGGAGCACCAUCGCUUUCAAGGUGUAGAUGGCAUGGAUAUGGAUCUCCCUAGCCUCACCGAAGCUCGUGUUGUGACGAAUGUUCUUGCAAAAACCAUAUGGGUUUUCUUGCAGCUCUUCUUUUAUGCCCUUAGACCUCUCUUUCUCAAACCAAAGCCUCCUGGUUGUUGGGAAUUCAUCAACUUUUUGAUUCAGAUAGGACUUGAUGUGUCCAUGGUUUAUUUUUGGGGUUGGAAAACCUUGGCCUAUCUGAUACUUUCAACAUUUGUUGGUGGUGGGAUGCAUCCAAUGGCUGGUCACUUCAUUUCAGAGCAUUAUGUGUUCAAUCCUGCGCAAGAGACAUAUUCUUACUAUGGACCCCUGAAUUUUCUCACUUGGCAUGUGGGUUACCAUAAUGAACACCAUGAUUUUCCAAGAAUUCCUGGAAACAAGCUUCACAUUGUGAAGGAGAUUGCUCCAGAGUUUUAUGAUGGUUUAGAUUCCUAUAAAUCUUGGAGCCAGGUCAUUUACAUGUACAUUAUGGAUCGAUCAGUUGGACCCUUUAGCCGAAUGAAAAGAAAGCCCAGUAAAACUGAAUAGGUGCUUCCAAACACUAUUCACUUCUUAUUCAC